Molecule: messenger RNA, 2176 nt
Organism: Paramuricea clavata
Lineage: Eukaryota; Metazoa; Cnidaria; Anthozoa; Malacalcyonacea; Plexauridae
Source: the annotation of a GenBank genome assembly
AUGGCUGCCAUUGAUGACAAUGUUGUUGGCACCACCUCAGAUUCUGAUUUUACCCGCUUUUUAAAAAGCAUAUCGCUUGAAAAACAACAGCUUGAACUAGAACAAAUGGGCAUACAAUCUAUAGAUCACCUAGCAGACGUAACGGACGGCGAUGAUGCUGAGUUUGCAUUCAUGACAAAAUUCGAAUUUAGACGACUUAUCCGCGAAUAUAAGCAAUUUUGCAUUGAAACUGGCGCUGCAAAGACAAAUUCACCUUCAGGUAGUGCUUGUGGUUCAUAUAAAACGUCAAGUCAAUCUGUCAUUGUAAAACUGCCAAAGUCGUUCAGAAACUUCUUUGGCACACGCGACGGAAUGGGAAAUGUCGUCGUGGGAACGUCAGGUUUAAAAAGCAAGUACAAAAACUUAUGGCAUGAUAGACCCCGCAAUCCAAGCCAGGUUCUGUCGAAUUCGUUUGUGUUGAAGAUGGCUGAAGAAAGAUUUAAAUUUGCAAAGAGUUUGAGAGACUGUGAACUUUGGUGCAGGCAGGAAAGGGCAACCAGAAUUAAGUUGCUUUUAGCAACCAGCGAGUCACCUGCAAUUGACGAAUGGACAGAGUACUAUAAGUCUAUAUAUGGUCAAAUCCAAGAGAUACAGAAGAGAUUUCCUGCGACUGAGGCCAUCGCUGCAAGUCAGACUGACAGUGUUACACUCAACAUAUAUGAGAAACUAUGCAAAUACCAAAUUGAGCUUGUGAGAAUUGAGAAAUUUGCCAUAAAUGCCCUUCAUGCUUGCGAAGGUCAAAUUAGGAAACCACCUAUUUCAGAAGGUAUUAAUUUUAUGGAUACAUGCCUUAAAAUAUAAUUGAUAUGCAUUUAAACUAGGGAAAUCAUAAAUGUCUAUAGAAACUUGCUCUAUAUAAACUUAAGGCUAUUUUGAAGCUUAACUGCAUGUAUGUUGACUUCUUUUUAAUCAUAGAGUGGCAAGAGCCAAAUGAAUUUUAUUUACACCAUCUACCACUGCUGCAAGAGGCUGUUGAGCAUGUUAGUACAAAAGUUACUGCCUUGAAAGCAAAAGUUGAGAUGGCAGCUGAAAAACACAAGAAAACAGCAUCACAUAACAAAAUUCAACAAAGAAGACAGGCAAAAAGAGCAAAGCUUCAUGCUAUUAUAAAUGUGACUGAAGGGCCUGGUGAUGAUUGUCAUGUUGUUGAAACUUCGGAUUGUGAUGGGGCAGACAUAGACUUUCGCAAAGUCCUUUUCAAAUGACGUCACUCUAUUUCGCGCGGUUCCGCUUGGGUUCCUCGUUGAAAAGGACUUUUCCAGCCUGUUUCCCGCCAAUUCACCGGUGCAGAAAUGCACCGGUGACGUCACUCGAAAACUGAUUAAAUUCACUCAGCUAUGACGCCAUUUUGUUUAUGUUGAAUAUUAGUGAUGGGCGAUACCAGGAUUUUUAAUUCGAUACCGAUACCGAUACUUUUAAGAUCGGUAUCGGCCGAUACCGAUACCUACUUCGAUACCAAAAUGAAUACAAAAUUUCAAUUUUCGAUGCCGGAAGUGAGUACUUAAAUUGGUAGUAUCGGCUACUUUCGAUACUUGCCGGUCAGUGGAAAAACAUUUUACAUUACUGUAUGUAACCUAAAUAAAGCUAUAAGUAAAACCAAAAGCCCGAAACGUAAUAAAUAUUUUCUAUACAUGACUUGGCGCACCACAUUUGAAAUAUUAACAGUUAUUUUAGUGGUUCAUUAAGUCUUAUUCAACCAAGAAGUGAAAUAAACAAGUCGUUUAAAAAAGGGUGCAAGUAUCGAACGAUACCAAGUCAGUAAUCGAUACCGAUACCGCUGUUUGUGGUAUCGCUGGUAUCGAAUACCAAGUACUCGGUAUCGCCCAUCACUAUUGAAUAUCUGAAAAUAUUAUAGUGAUGAUAUUUUCCUCGGGGCAAAGCCCCUCGGAAAAUAUCAUCACUUCGGGAAAUACUACGCCGAAUCCCCCUCGCUCCGGGUCUACAAAUGAUAAGUAUACAUGCAUGUAUAAAAAGAAGACAGUGUUUAUAUAAACAGUAUAAAAUGUACUCAGUAGAAGAAGGCAUACAACAUGGUCUUGACAAAGUGGGAUACCAAUCGUUACGAGACGGUCAACAAGAAGUGAUCGAAGCUUAUCUCACGGGUAAAGAUGUGUUUUUUUGUUCUCCGACUGGAUAG